Molecule: messenger RNA, 1344 nt
Organism: Stereum hirsutum FP-91666 SS1
Lineage: Eukaryota; Fungi; Basidiomycota; Agaricomycetes; Russulales; Stereaceae
Product: acetylornithine aminotransferase
Exons: 6
Coding region: 1-1344 (447 amino acids)
Molecular function (GO): identical protein binding; transaminase activity; pyridoxal phosphate binding
Source: RefSeq, a predicted model, not a curated record
AUGGCUUCCUCUUCCUCUUCACUUGUCAGCUUUGGGCAGCAGCAUGUUACCAAAGGUCUCGGGCGUGUCGUCGAGGAUGUGUUCGAGAAGGGUGAGGGGUCUUAUGUGACGAUGAAGAGUGGGAGGAAGAUGUUGGAUUUUACCUGUGGUAUUGCGGUAACAAACCUUGGACAUUGCCAUCCAAAGGUUAGCAAGGCUGCCGCUGAUCAGUGCAUGAAUAUGGUCCAUGGCCAGUGCAGUAUCGCAUUCCACGAGCCCUAUCUCAAGCUCAUCGAAAAGCUCAUCCCCAUCAUGCCCGACAAAUCCCUCGACUCUUUCUUCUUCUGGAACUCAGGCUCUGAGGCCGUCGAAGGCGCUAUCAAAAUGGCCCGCGUAAUCACAGGCAGACCAAACAUCAUUGCGAUGCAGGGUGGGUACCAUGGACGGACGUUUGGAGCUAUGGCAGUUACGAAGAGUAAGACGAUAUAUUCGUUGGGCGUGGCACCGCUUAUGCCUGGAGUCUUCGCGACACCCUUCCCGUACUGGCACCAUUUCAACGGCAAACCUUCUAUGUCCGAGGACGAACUCGUCCGUCAAUCGCUCUACCAACUGGAACUCGUCCUCUCCCAACAAUCCGCACCAACCGACACUGCAGCCAUCCUCAUCGAACCUAUCAUCGGCGAGGGUGGUUAUGUCGUCGCGCCUCCAGCUUACUUGAAGGGAUUGCGUGAAAUUUGCGAUAAGCAUGGGAUUUUGUUGAUCAUGGAUGAAGUGCAGUCAGGCUUUGGCAGGACCGGUAAGUACUUUGCGUGCGAGUGGAGUGGCGUCAGGCCGGACAUCAUGACUGUGGCGAAGGGUCUGGCUAAUGGAUUCCCGCUCAGUGCUAUCAUUAGCAGGAGGGAGCUUACGGAUCAAUUGAAACCUGGUUUCAUGGGUGGCACCUACGCCGGUAAUGCUGUCUCCUGCGCCGCCGGAGUCGCCGUCGCCGAAGCCUUCGAGGAAGAAAAGAUACUCGACAACGUCCUCGUUCGCUCCUCCGAACUCUUCUCGGCCCUCAAUGCCCUGGCCUCCAAACCCCACAUCAAGCCACACGUCCUCGAAGUGCGCGGGAAAGGCCUCAUGGUCGGUCUCGAGUUCGCUUCGCCGUCGCACUCGGCGUACGACCCGGCGGUGAAUAAGAACACGCCGCAGAACCUCGCGAGCAGGGUCGCGAAGAGGUGUGUGGAGAAGGGGAUGUUGAUUUUGACGACUAGUGUUUAUGAGACGGUGAGGUUUAUUCCGCCGUUGAAUGUUAGUAAGGAGGAUUUGGAGAAGGGAAUCAAGAUAUUCGAGGAGGCGUUGGAGGAGGUCGUGAAGGAGGGUUGA